GGGACCAUGAACGAGGCGAAGGAAUCGCUGCGGAGCAUCGAGCAGAAGUACAAGCUGUUCCAGCAGCAGCAGUUCACCUUCGUGGCGGCGCUGGAGCACUGCCGGGAGAACGCCCACGACAAGAUCAAGCCCAUCGCCAGCAUCGAGCAGGUGCAGAGCUACACGGAGCACUACUGCACCAACUCCACAGACCGCCGCAUCCUGCUCAUGUUCCUGGACAUCUGCACGGAGCUGAGCAAGCUCUGCCAGCACUUCGAGACCCUGCACCCAGGCACCCCGAUCACCAAUAGCUUCCUGGACAAAUGCAAGACCUUCGUGAGCCAAAGCAAUGACCUGAGCAGCCUGAGAGCCAAGUACCCCCAUGACGUGGUGAACCACCUGAGCUGCGACGAGGCCAGGAACCACUACGGGGGCGUGGUCAGCCUCAUCCCCAUCAUCCUGGACCUGAUGAAAGAAUGGAUCGCCCACUCGGAGAAGCUGCCCCGCAAAGCGCUGCAGCACGUGAGUGGGCCCGACACGCCCACGCCGGGGCGCCCUGCGGCCCCUGUGCCUUCUGCCCAAGCCACGAGCUCCCGGGCCCGCGCUACAAAACACCCCAGUAGGCAACUUACAAAAGGCAGCCUCAAACCCGGGGGGGUAGACCAAGGAUGUUCAAAACCCCCCUGGAGACCCCCUGGUGGGAAACUGUAACCCAGAGCCAAUGACCUCGCCCAGCCCCACC
This is a messenger RNA of Myotis daubentonii (Daubenton's bat), 721 nucleotides long. RefSeq names its product sperm acrosome associated 9 (gene SPACA9). Gene Ontology annotation, cellular component: sperm flagellum; ciliary base; acrosomal vesicle. The record is from RefSeq and is a predicted model, not a curated record. Lineage: Eukaryota; Metazoa; Chordata; Mammalia; Chiroptera; Vespertilionidae.